Apodemus sylvaticus (European woodmouse) is the source of this 1752-nucleotide messenger RNA. It is a transcript of the gene Dstn, whose product is annotated as destrin, actin depolymerizing factor. The record is from RefSeq and is a predicted model, not a curated record. Bases 165 to 662 code for a protein of 165 amino acids. Gene Ontology annotation, molecular function: actin filament binding. Gene Ontology annotation, cellular component: actin cytoskeleton; cytoplasm; actin cortical patch. Gene Ontology annotation, biological process: actin filament severing; cell motility; actin filament fragmentation. The transcript is spliced from 4 exons. Lineage: Eukaryota; Metazoa; Chordata; Mammalia; Rodentia; Muridae.
GUGCGCAGCCGCAGUCUGGCUGGAACUCGUGCCCGCCCUUAAUAAGCUCGAGCUGCCGCGUCCACCCUGCGCUAAGGCUCCUGCUUUUGCUACCCGGAGAAGGAAGGUGUACAGACUUUGCCGCCAGUCUCCUAGCUCUCCUUCUGAAGUCCGCCGCAGCGAACAUGGCCUCAGGAGUUCAGGUUGCGGAUGAAGUUUGUCGCAUUUUCUACGACAUGAAAGUUCGGAAAUGCUCCACACCAGAAGAAAUCAAGAAAAGAAAGAAGGCUGUCAUUUUUUGUCUCAGUGCAGACAAAAAGUGCAUAGUCGUUGAAGAAGGCAAAGAGAUCCUGGUGGGAGAUGUUGGUGUCACCAUAACUGACCCUUUCAAGCAUUUUGUCGGAAUGCUGCCUGAGAAAGAUUGUCGCUACGCUUUGUAUGAUGCCAGCUUUGAAACCAAGGAGUCCAGAAAAGAAGAGCUAAUGUUCUUCUUGUGGGCACCAGAACAAGCGCCUCUGAAAAGUAAAAUGAUCUAUGCAAGCUCGAAGGAUGCCAUCAAGAAGAAAUUUCCAGGUAUAAAGCACGAGUAUCAAGCAAAUGGGCCAGAAGACCUCAAUCGGACUAGCAUUGCUGAAAAGCUAGGUGGCUCCUUAAUUGUAGCUUUUGAGGGAUCCCCUGUGUAGAUCAUGAGUCAGUGCCAUGAAUCGAAAGCUUCCGUAUUUAACACUAUCCUUUCACUAUAUAAGUAAAGCAAAUAUGUUAGGCCAGGGGUCUCACUGAGGAAUUUGUCUUGUCAUCUUUUAGAUUAAACUGAAAAUUUUAUAGUGUCUGCAAACACUACCCUACAUAAAUCUAGCCUCUAAAGUUUCAUUGAUGUGGAAUUAAAUUCUUAUUGGCCAAAUGCCUAUUUUCAUGAGGUAACUUGUAAAGAUUUUGUUAAGCUCAGGAUUUUUAAUAACACAGUUCACAAAACAGUACAAGACAGUGUGACGAGAACUACUAAUCUUUGCUAACCUCAGCGUUUACUUUGUUUCUUUUGUUUAGAAAAGUGAUUGUAAUCUGUGUAUAAUUUUGACCCAAAUUCUCUAUUUUUCCUUGACUUAAACAAAAUAAUGAGAUAUAAUUUUCUUUAUAAUGUGUACAACACCUAAUAUACACCAACAGCAGUAAGACUAAGCCAGGCAGUCUUAAAAAUUCUAUCAGAUGUGUCAUGAGACUGUUUUAAACUUGUAUCUGCUUAAAAUUCACGCUGAUCUUGCACAGUACCAGAGCAUGGUGCUGGGAUGCAGGAAGUGCCCUAUACCUGCAGCAAGAGGCUCCCUGGGCUGGGAAGCGGCUUAGAGUGACUUACUGUCUUAGAAAUCAUGGUAUAACCUCAGGAGAAUGUUCAGUGUCUUGUAACAACUAAUUAUAUUGCAAAUUAUUAGGGCUUCUUUGUAAUCUACUUUAUUAAUGGAAAAUGACAGAGCAGUGUACUGAUAAGCCAAGGUGCUUUUGAUCUGUAAUUCCUUCUUCAAAACUGCUGCAUUUGGUACAGUAGACUGGGAAAGGGUGUUGAUUAUGUUUCCUCUGGGACCUGGUAGGAUGCAAAUCCCUAGAACAGUUUACCAGCUGUGACUGAAACGGAAGCGGGUACCAUGGAUGCCACAGGACUGCCCAGCAACACUUGGAAAUGAUUGUUAACAUCACAGGCAUGGCACUGUAGAGAUGCACAGUUAGUUGAACUUAGUAGCAAUGCUGGCUUUAUGUAAUAAAGGAAGCAUUUGUAAUUUA